CACGGCCACCGCCUCUCGCCCCCCUCCUCCCCUCCACCUCCACCUCCACCGCCGCGCGCCACCCGCCCCCCUCCUCCCCUCCGCCUCCGCCGCCACCGCCGCGGAUGGAGCUCGUCGCGGCGGGUUGCCAGACGGCGGCGCCGUUCGCGCUCUGCCCGGGCCAGCAUCUGCUCGCCGUCGGGAUGGCGGCGCAGGGCCGCGGUGACGCCGGGAGACGGGCGUCGCGGGUGGACGUACUGCGCCUUCUUCGGCCCAACGGCGAGCACCACCUCGGAGGUCCGCUGAAGGUGGACUGCGUGCUCGGAGCUCCAGGCCUGCGCAGGCUGGCGUGGUCCACGACACCGACGGGUUACCAGCCUGACUUCGCGCUCCCAGAUGAGGUGCUAUACCAGGCCGGCCUCCUCGCCGGUGGAUUCGAGGACGGCACAGUGCGCAUAUGGGACCCUAAACCCGCGCUGCGCUGGGAUUUGGGUGAGGGAGUUCCAGAGAAGCCUAAGGCUGUAUGGAGGUUGGACGACGAUCCUAAAAAUGCGCUUACUCUGGAAGCACAAAUCCCCGCAACAGUUGCAGAUAUGCAUGCCAAAGUAAGAGAAAUGAAAUGGGCAUUGUAUUACGAUCACGACUCGAGAGGUAUGAAGAGGGCCGGUGUCGGUGUCAAAACCGGCGGAUCUCGGGUAGGGGGUCCCGAACUGUGCGUCUAGGCCGGAUGGUAACAGGAGGCAAGGGACAUGAAGUUUUACCCAGGUUCGGGCCCUCUUGAUGGAGAUCGGCCGAUCGGGGCAUCCGGCGACUGCGAAUCUGCGACAGCUGCCACCGGCGGAUGCUGGCACAUAGGGUGCGUUGGCAAAGAAUAGCAGGGGACAAAGAGUUCCAUCAUCUGUUGCUGCCGACUUGGUCGUGAAGACCUGGACUUGUUGUAAUCUUGUUUCCUUGAUGAUUGAUGGAUAGCUGAAGCAUGAAGAACACGGAUUGUCACUGAUUUACUGCAACCUUCAGCCUUCAGGUGCCUUCACUCCUUUUCUUGCAAACAUGCUGUCCAAAAAAGACGAAAAGAACAGAUAAUUCCAUUGGAUUGUAGAAGGGAGCUAUGCAUAAAUAUAUUGUAAGGAAUGAAUCUACUGAUAAUCUUGAGGAAUUAGAUGGCGCUGGUGCUGAAGAACUACAACCUGCUGAGAAUGAGACCACUGUUUCUGGAGCCGUUUCUCAUGAUUACUGAAGGCUUGGAGCUUGGUUAGAAGAUGAUAUUGUCUCCAAAGAUCCAGAACUGUAUCUGUAUCCCGAGGAGGGUGAGAUGGAGCUAGUUGCGAAGUGCAAGAUUUUCCAAGGCCCAGUUUUGGGGUUAUCUUCCAAUGAUCUGCAUCCGUAUUGGAUUGCUACUGCUGCUCCAGCUUAACGAUUUCGGAUCAGUGAAAGAGGAGAAGGUGCAGAUGACAUCCCUAAAAUGGAAUAAGAUAUACCCUACAGCCCUGGCUGCCACGAGCAGCAAAGGCACCACAACAUUCGGCAAUACAAAAGUCAAGAGCCUCUCAGAUCUGGAGUUCAGCUGGAAUAAUCCCAUGCACUUGGCCGUUUCAACCGCAAACAAUGGUACUUCAGCAGCUGUGACGGUUUGGGACAUGAGAUUCAGCCGCACGCCCUAUCAUGAGUACAGCACCGGUACCUCAGGUGUAAACUGUCUCUCUUGGAAUCGGUCUGGCCAACUUCUUGCGUCUCAUACCGACGGUACGAUAAGCUGCUGUGAUGUAUACAGCAAGGAGGGGUUGACUAGGGCUUGGCAUGGUGAUCUGGGUGUCACUUGGACACACUCUGAGAAUGCAUUUGCCACACUGUCCUCAAAGUAUGGAGUCAGGCUGCAUGAGAUGAGUGACCAGAGGAUUUACCCGUGAACCUGUGAUGACAUGACUGAAUAGUGAUUGCUGGUGGAGAAGGAGAUGCUUCAAAAGCCGAGCUAAUGGAUACUGGAGAUUGAGAAAGAGAGAGAGAGAGAGUCGACAACCUUACGAUGUAGGAUGUAGAAAAUACUAACAAUACCAUGCAUUUGUUCGAUGCAAUUCUGUUCGAGGCAACUUAACACGCUUUCUUCCGCAUGUCCCACAAGGAGAUAGGAAAAGGAGAUGGGGGCUCACGUGUACAGCCCUUGAUUUACUGGUUUUCGAUACCUGUAUAUGCAAGUGAGAUAGAUUUACAA
Messenger RNA from Triticum aestivum (bread wheat), 2188 nucleotides. RefSeq lists its product as uncharacterized. Gene Ontology annotation, biological process: COPII-coated vesicle cargo loading; endoplasmic reticulum organization; endoplasmic reticulum to Golgi vesicle-mediated transport. Gene Ontology annotation, molecular function: protein binding; structural molecule activity. The record is from RefSeq and is a predicted model, not a curated record. The transcript has 12 exons. NCBI's taxonomy places the organism in Eukaryota, Viridiplantae, Streptophyta, Magnoliopsida, Poales, Poaceae. Gene Ontology annotation, cellular component: endoplasmic reticulum exit site; COPII vesicle coat. Bases 1350 to 1886 code for a protein of 178 amino acids.